AUGGAUCUCGCGUACGACCAUAUCACCGAGCAGUCGCUCCCCAAGGACGGGGAGAGCAAGGAGACGGCUAGCGGCAGCACUGCCGAGCCUACCUCGACUCUCAAUGCAGACCUGCAGGCGGCCUACAGCGCUUUGUCGGCAAACCCUUGGGCCAGCCGGAUUGGCGGAUUCUUGGGCAAUGUGGUCAAGCAGGGCGAAUCAGUCUACCGCGAGGCACAGCAGGAGGUGACAGCGCUCGGCCAGGACGCCACCAAAGGCCUGUCGGACCUGCGCACCAACAUUGUCAACCGUACACGAAACCUGUCGAUCUCGACUCGGGGCCCCUUCAUUCCAGCCGGCGGCGGCGAGGCGACGACGGCAUCGACCGACCGGUCGAUCACGCCGACGGCGGGAACGGCUGCAGAGGCAGCUGCUGGCGGUGAGGACGACAAGAAUGUGUUGGCCCUGCUCAAGGGCGAGGCCGCCAAGAGGCUGCGUGACCUGCAGCGGGCAGAAGAUGCGGCAGACGAGGCGCUGCUCAAGUUUGGCACCAACGUGCGGGACUUUCUGCGGGAGGCCAUUAGUAUCGCUCCACCGGUCGAGGGCGGUGCAGCAGGAUCGGCAGCGGGCACUGGAGCGUCAGGUGGCUCUGGCGGAGCCAGCGGCGGUGUCCUGUUUGAGAGCAGGGAUGCACAGGGACGGCGGGUGAUCCACACAUCGCGGUUCGAUGCACAGCUGCACGUCAUCCACACGAACACGGACAGCUUCGCGCGGGAUCCGACGGCGAGCGACGAGUUCGCGACAUGGGCAGCCGGCUUUAACGUGGCGGCUCAGACGGACAGCAUUGCGGGCGAUCUGAACAAGUAUCCGGAGCUGCGGGCAACGAUGGAGAAGCUGGUGCCGGACGUGAUCCCGUACGCAGACUUCUGGACGCGCUACUACUUUUUGCGAAACGGCAUCGAGACGGCUGAGGCGCGCAGACGCGAUCUCCUCAAGGCGGUGUCGACUACGGAGGAGAUUGGCUGGGACGAGGACUCGGACGAAGAGGACGGGGCAAAGGGGAAGGGGAAAGAGAAGGAGGGGGCCAAGGUGGAGAAGGCGGGGAGCAAGAAGGGGGAAGAGGUGAAGGAGACGAAGAAGGAAGAGGAAGAAGAGGAAGACGAGGAGGAAGAGGAAGAAGACGAGGAGGAGGAAGAAGACGAGGAGGAGGAAGAAGACUCGGAAGAGGAGGACUCGGACGAAGAGGACGAAGAGGACGAGCAGAAGAAGAUGGACACAACAAAGACGAUACAGCGACGCGGUUCGACAGAAUCGUCGAUGACGAUCCACCCUCCGGCAAAGAACGAGGCAGCCAGCACCACGGCUGCCGUGGCUCCUGCUAAAGAGACUGCUGCGGCGACGACGCCGACGGCCAAGGCGGCGCCAGCCAAGAUGCUCAAGGCGCCGCUGGCACCGCGCAAGUCGGACGAGAAGUCGCAGGCGGACAGCGACGCCAGCUACGACAUUGUGGGAGCCAAAUCGGGAGCGCCGAGCCAGGCGCCCAACAGCCCUCGCGAGGCGCAUAAGGCGGACGACGACAGCGAGGAGGAGGACUGGGAGUGA
Molecule: messenger RNA, 1581 nt
Organism: Grosmannia clavigera kw1407
Lineage: Eukaryota; Fungi; Ascomycota; Sordariomycetes; Ophiostomatales; Ophiostomataceae
Product: bsd domain containing protein
Exons: 2
Coding region: 1-1581 (526 amino acids)
Cellular component (GO): cytoplasm
Source: RefSeq, a predicted model, not a curated record